This is a messenger RNA of Echinococcus granulosus, 3663 nucleotides long. Its product is annotated as S-adenosyl-L-methionine-dependent methyltransferase ftsjd2. The transcript is spliced from 18 exons. Gene Ontology annotation, molecular function: methyltransferase cap1 activity; nucleic acid binding. The record is from RefSeq and is a predicted model, not a curated record. Gene Ontology annotation, biological process: nucleotide-excision repair; 7-methylguanosine mRNA capping; regulation of DNA-templated transcription. Lineage: Eukaryota; Metazoa; Platyhelminthes; Cestoda; Cyclophyllidea; Taeniidae. Bases 1 to 3663 code for a protein of 1220 amino acids. Gene Ontology annotation, cellular component: cytoplasm; transcription factor TFIIH core complex; nucleus.
AUGGUUCAAGGGGACGAAAAUCGCGAGCUUCUCAUGGUCCUUAUCGACCUGACUCCUGUAUGGUGGGGCACAUACGCCCAUGAAAACCUCAUUUUCCCUUCCUUCAUUGAAUGUAUUCUCGCUUUUGUCAACUGUCACCUCACGCUUUCGCCCCUCAACGAAGUGGCCAUCAUAGGAGUCACUCCUGAGCAGACAGAAUUUUUAUGGCCCUCCUUAACCCCACUGGAAGAUCUUGAGCUACAAUCCUGUUACUAUGGUCAGUAUGAAGCCUUUACGAUUCUUGGCGAGACAGUCAGACGGAAGGUUCAAAGACUCAUAACUUCGUGCGAGUCUCUGGCCUGCACUGUUUCCUUCGCCAGCGCUAUCAAUAAUGCUCUCUGCUACUAUAUCCGUCGUUGCCGUGAGCUGCGUCCCACUCUUUCCCUUCAAAAUGACCCAGCAUCUUCCAACACUAAUGCAAUCGUUGCUGUGGAGGACAUAAGUAGUCUCCUAACUGACAACUUCCACGCUCGUAUUCUCGUUGUGCGAGCAGCAGAGGACAAUUCGGCGCAGUACCUUAGCCUCAUGAACGCCGUGUUCACCGCUCAAAAGCUAGGCGUCCUCAUAGAUGCAUGCAUCAUUCCACCCACCCGGAUGUCUUACAGUGCCGACGAUCCUCUGCGUCAGUCCUCCACAACUCUUCAGGAGUCCAGCAACUCCAGCCUUUUCCAACAGGCUGCCGACCUCACUGGAGGUAUCUAUUUGCGGAUUCCUCGACCCGCGGGUCUUUUGCAAUACCUCCUUUCCGUCUUCUUGCCUCGCGCUGGUCUCCGCUCACAAUUAAUUCUACCUGACUGUGGCGGGGGUGCAGCCACGGGAGUGGAUUUUCGAUCGGCAUGUUUCUGUCAUCGGAAGAUGGUAGAUUUGUCCUACGUCUGCUCAGUCUGUCUCUCCAUUUUUUGCGCCUUCACACCGAUCUGCUCCACUUGUCAGACACCUUUUAAGAUCCCGAUUGUGGCAGCAGAUGACUACCAUCUAGGAUCCAAGGGAUGGGAUUUGAUGAAAAGGAUGGGUUGGAUAGAGGGCAAAGGUUUGGGUGCUCAAGGUCAAGGUCGUACCCAACCCGUGCAGGCGAAAGUGCCAAAAAAACGACAAGGUCUGGGGGUGGCUAGCUCGGCUGCGGAAGCUGCAACCCCAUCACUCUGCUUCCGAGUACUUGAGGUGUCCGAAGUGCCCAUGGGUCCGCACGCCUGGUCGGAGGACCCUGAGAUACCCCCUCCGUCGGCUGACGAUGAUCGCGUCUAUCCGUGGUCCCGAUGGUCCAACUUCAGUGACGCCGCAGAGCUGCCCGCAGCGGCGUUGAAGGCCCUCCAAACCGUCCUUCUACAGCCCGAUUCUCCACAGGCGCUCGGUCCGCCUAUUGAAAGGAUGGACACGCAGACGCGGUAUUGCUCGGAGGAGUUGCUCAUUGAAAUGCUGUUCUAUAAGGUUGGUUGGUUGGCUGACCGGUCAACGAGUCGGUCCUGGUCCAGUAACUCUCUGGAUAAACGGGGUCGUGAUGCCAUCACCAGUGCUCGUAUUCGUUCCAACCCCUAUGAGAAUGUGCGUAGUGGUAUAUUCAUGAACAGAGCCGCGAUGAAAAUGGCUAACAUGGAUGCUCUUUUCAAUGGACUCUUCUCCCAGGCGGCUCCUCCUAAUGAGAUUCUCCACUUCGCCGAUAUCUGUGCGGGUCCUGGUGGAUUUUCAGAGUACCUGACGUGGCGUCGUGGCCACCCCUUUAACUCCACCUCACCGACGCAUCACUUUCCACACAUCCGCGGCUACGGCAUGACUCUCACUGGUCCCUGUGACUUCAAAAUGGAGAAAUUUGUCGCAGGUCCCGCUGAGACCUUCCAUCCCUUCUAUGGGUCCGCUAAAGAUGGCGAUAUCACGAAGUGGGAAAACUUGGCUUCCUUUGCCCAGUUUGUUGCUCACAACACCGGUGACAAGGGUGUCCAUGGCUUUGACGUUUCCGAUGCCUAUAACCUACAAGAGGUGAAAUCCAAACACAUCUACCUUUGCCAAUGUCUCUGCGCCCUAACCCUUUUGCGACCCGGUGGUUGUUUUGUCACCAAGUUGUUCGACAUCUUCACCGAUUUCAGUGUGGACCUGAUCUGGCUUAUGAGUCAUGUCUUCAAGCGCAUCAAACUCAUCAAACCCAUCUCCAGUCGGCCGGCCAAUUCAGAGCGAUACCUUCUUUGUGAAGGUCUCAUCACCUCCAAUCCUGGAAUGGCUGGAUGUCCCAAGGCCCCUCCCUCUUGCUCAACUGCCAACAGUAGCAGCGUCAAUUCGGCGCCACAGUGUUCCAAAGCUCCUUUCAAGAAGUCUAUCUCACAACGUGCCAACGCUGUAAAGCGCAGCGGUGGUAAUAGUGAUGUUAGUGGUAGUACCCUCCAAGUCGACACAGCGUCGGCUGUGGGGGUGCUAAUUAAGCACCUUCUUGCGGUCAGUGAGGGUCUACACAAACGACGAAAAGCCGAAAAGGGGGAAGAGGAGACGUCACUACUUUUUGAUAUCCUUCGUUUGGCUCACUAUGAAGAGAAGACUGGUCCAAGCGAAGGCUUUGCUGAUUUCAUUACCAGCGUGAAUGAGGAGCUUGCAUCUCAUCAGUGUCUUUACCUCUCCAAGAUGAUCAUCUUCGCCGACAAUGGGGCAAAGGAGGAUGAUUCUCGAGAUGAUCUCAGGGUUGCCUGUUUGAAAAAGUGGCAGAUACCUGAAGUUGCUCGGGGACCCUGCUCGUGGCCCCUGUGGUCCAGUAACAUUCCUCCAAUCCUGAAGAGCAUCAUACGUGAAUCAUCCAAGGGCACAAUGCUAAACAACCUGCCUAGGAAUCUGUGUCGUCCAACGAAUAUAACUCUACUCACCAAAGACGACCUUUCUCGCUCUUCCUUCUCUCCUCACUCCCUUUACGCUGUGGUUUUGAGUGAACUCCUUCUGAAUUCCAGUAAUCUGCCCAAGCAGCCUGUGAUGGUCAUAUCAUUAGGUGGAGGCUCUGCACAGGGCAAAGAAAAUCUGAAGUACAGCUGUGAUGGUAAAAAAUGGAGUGAUAUCUCAUGGCCUGAGGAAAUCCAUCCCCGUCUGCCCGCUGGGAGUCUCGUCUGGGCCCUCGUCAUCAACACCUAUUCCCCUGAUAGACUCCGUAAACAUGCCCUAAUGUUGCUUGACGCGGCUUUCAUCUAUGGCAUUGACAUACAGUCUCUGUCUUACGGAGAAAGAAUGCGACAUAUUCGUGACCUCUGCAAUACCGUGGAUUUCGUAAAUGAUUCUGUGAAGAUAAUUUCGCCGCCUCUCUUACUUCUACCCCAAAUGCAAGCUUUUAUGCAACAGUUGACGCUUCUUCCUUGCAAGGACGCACCGAAUAAAGUUCCCAUGUUUGUCGCAACCACUGACGGGUGCACCUGUGCACCAAAAGGCCUCCUCCUCGUCAAGCAUUUGGCCAGUCCAUGGAGCAUGCGUCGAAGUCGUGGUACUGGAUUUCUCUACUACUUUAACGAACAAACCUGCGAAUCUGUUUACGCAGCACCCCCUGGUGUUGAAUUACCUUUCAGCCAAACGCUCUUCUUGCGAGUUCCAUGGAGGGCCGAACAUGAUGGUGAACUUGAUGCCCCCUAUCUGAUCGAGCACUGUCAUCGAACGCAACUUUAA